Euleptes europaea (tarantolino) is the source of this 1153-nucleotide messenger RNA. Its product is annotated as protein SSUH2 homolog. The record is from RefSeq and is a predicted model, not a curated record. Gene Ontology annotation, molecular function: heat shock protein binding. NCBI's taxonomy places the organism in Eukaryota, Metazoa, Chordata, Lepidosauria, Squamata, Sphaerodactylidae. Bases 1 to 1143 code for a protein of 380 amino acids. The transcript is spliced from 13 exons.
AUGAGACUGGAUCAAGACCAGAAGAGAGAGCAAGACGAAAACGCUAUCCUGGAUCUGGAAUCAGAACCUGAAAGUCCUUUAGCACCCCCUGCAGAUCUGUUUCAACGACUGGGCCAUUAUGAAUGGAGUUUUCGUGAUCAUAGAAAGAAAAAAAUAGUUCCGCCUCCAGAGGUGAUGCGAACAUUUAGUGAGCAGAGAAAUAUUCCUGUGUUUCUGGAAUGUCGGAUUCCAAAGAUGACAGAGGAUGUGGCCAGGAAUGCGCUCCUCAGCUUUGUCAAUUCUAAAUGCUGCUAUGGCAACAGAGCUGCAGGAGAGUUGGCCAUUCAGGAGCUGAAACAGCAAACAUUACACCGAUAUCGACUGGAGACUUUUAAUGAAACAAGAGUAAGUGAACGGACUUUUGAACCUUAUACUAAUUCUUUGGUAGACGGGCCACAAAAUGGUGUACCCCCCCAAUUAUGGGAUAUUAAAGUCCACGUUCCACAAAUGUUCCAGGAAGAUACAAAAAAAUUCCGGGUUCCUCACUCUUCUUUAGUCAAGGAAUGCCACAAGUGUCACGGCCGAGGCCGAUAUAAAUGCAGUGGGUGUCAUGGUGCAGGAAGGAUGAGGUGUGUCACAUGCUGUGGAGCCAAACAUAGAUCAAAAUAUCAGAAACGGUGCCAAAUGUGUUCAGGUACUGGUCGUAAAAGGUGCAGCACUUGUUCUGGAAGAGGCAACAAAACCUGUACAACAUGCCAAGGGGAGAAGAAGUUGCUCCAUUUCAUCCAGCUCGUAAUCACUUGGAAGAACAAUGUAUAUGAAUUCAUUUCUGAUGAUCAGUUGAACUUUCCACGAGAAUUGCUCAGUACAGCCAGGGGAGAUAACAUUUUUAAAGAGGAAAACACUCUGGUGUAUCCCCUUGUUGACUUUCUUUAUCCUGAUAUGGCUCUGGCAUCACAAAGAGCUACUGCAGAGCAUAAGGCAGCUUUCACAAGCACAUCCCGCAUUCUGCAGCAGAGACAGACUAUUGAGCUGAUUCCUGUCACGGAAGUUCACUAUCAAUAUGCGGGGAAGAUGUACCUGUAUUAUGUCUAUGGAAUGGAGAACAAGGUAUAUGCUCUGGACUAUCCGGAGAGGUACUGCUGUGGCUGUACCAUCAUCUGACAAUGGAAUA